This is a messenger RNA of Hemicordylus capensis (graceful crag lizard), 1536 nucleotides long. Its product is annotated as zinc finger protein 239-like. Gene Ontology annotation, molecular function: DNA-binding transcription factor activity, RNA polymerase II-specific; RNA polymerase II cis-regulatory region sequence-specific DNA binding. Bases 521 to 1393 code for a protein of 290 amino acids. Gene Ontology annotation, cellular component: nucleus. Gene Ontology annotation, biological process: regulation of transcription by RNA polymerase II; central nervous system development. Lineage: Eukaryota; Metazoa; Chordata; Lepidosauria; Squamata; Cordylidae. The record is from RefSeq and is a predicted model, not a curated record. The transcript is spliced from 3 exons.
GGCCGCCGGCCCUCCCAGGCAGCAGCCCGGUGUAGCAUCACUUUACCCAAAUUACAUAUACAACCACAUUCGAUGUUUUCUGCAGAACCUGGGUUUCCUUUCUUUGAUAUUUUAAGCAGGAUUGAAAAUCUGAGAGAGGUUUUGGGCAGAAAAAAAAAUGGGGCUUCGUUUGACUGUACUGAGCAUGCUCCGAUGCUUAUGAGCAUGCUCAGAUGGUGCAGGUGCGGCAGAGCUCGUCGAGGGGCAAGGUAAAGUGAUGCCUCACUGGCAGCCUGUGCUUCGGCAGGGCGAGUCUGGCGGUGGAAUCCGGAGGGACAAGGCAGGAGGAGGGUUACAGGGAGCGAGCGGAGACUCCUAGAAGGAGCCCAAGAGGAGGGGGAAGGCUCUGCACAGGAAGAGACGCCUCCCCCCCAUGGUCCGCCCCCCAGAGAGUUUGAUGACCUUUGAGGUGGAUGUGAAUUUCUUGGAGGAGUAGUGAGCUCUGCUGGAUCCAGGCCAAAGGGCUCUGCACAGAGACCAGAUGGAGGGAAUCUGUGGGCAUCUGGCCUCUCUGGAUGAUGAAGAGGAAACCGAGAGAGAAUUUGAACAGCAGAGAAGGAAGACAGAAGGAAAAAAUGAUGGGGUUAAGAAAUCAUCUGCUACUGAGUGCUCUGACUUUCCUGACAUUCCAAUCCAACAAAAGUGCUAUGAAGGAAAUGAAAAUAAUGAAUAUUUUCCAUGUGAAAAAACCCUAACCACUAAGUCAAGAUGUAGCCGUAAUAACAGAAUCCGUACAGGUGAAAAAACAUAUGAAUGUGGUGAGUGUGGAAAAAGCUUCACUCACAACUCGAGUCUUAUUACCCAUCAAAGAAUCCACACAGGGGCGAAACCAUAUAAAUGCUUAGAAUGUGGUAAGAGCUUCAGCCAAAGCGCCACCCUUACUUCCCAUCAAAGAAUCCAUACAGGAGAAAAACCAUAUCAAUGCUCAGAAUGUGGAAAGAGCUUCAGCCGGAGUGCAAACCUUACUUCUCAUAAAAUAAUCCACACAGGGGAGAAACCAUGUAAGUGUUAUGAAUGUGGAAAGAGCUUCAACAAGAGUGCAAACCUUACUUCCCAUCAAAGAGUGCACACAGGGGAGAAACCAUAUCAGUGCUCAGGAUGUGAAAAGGCCUUCAGGAACAGGGGUAACCUUGUUAUACAUGAAAGACAGCACACAGGGGAGAAACCAUAUCAGUGCUCAGAGUGUGGAAAGAGCUUCAUAGAGAGCACAAAGCUUAUUUCCCAUCAAAGAAUCCACACAGGGGAGAAACCAUAUAAAUGUAUGGAAUGUGGAAAGAGCUUCAGCCAUAGCCGGAGUCUUACUGGCCAUCAAAGAAUGCACACGGGAGAAACCAUAUCAAUGUACAGAAUGUGAAAAGACCUUCAGGAACAAGAGUAACCUUGUUAUCCAUGAAAGACAGCACACAGGGGAGAAACCCUAUGAGUGCUCAGAGUGUGGAAAGAGGUUCCGGGAGACCUCAGCCCUUAGUAUCCAUCAAAGAAUCCACACAGGGGAGA